GUUUGUUGUGUGUCUUGUUAGUCUUAUAUACAAACCAUCAUCCCAUAAAAUAAUGUGUUCAUUUCCGAUGGUUUUGUGUCACUUGUGAGGUGAGCCACGAGAAAUUGGUGGGAAACAAUUUCCCCAAAACAAAAGAUCAAAUUUUGAGCAAAAGGGUCUCUUUUGCAUCAUCUCAUCUCCUCUAAAACGUGGGAUUUCAUAAGGGUUUUGAUUAUUUCUUGCUUUUUCAAGAUUCUUUCUAAGCUUCAGAACAUCCUUCUUCAGGAAAUACAACAAACAGAAGAAGGCUCUGUUGUGUGAUAUAUACAUACAUUGAUACAUACAAAGACCCCAGAUUUUUGGUUUCUUGGGGCUUGUAGAUAUGAUUAGAUUGUCUAUAGCAGCACUGCAAUUGUCAGAGGUGUUUGUGAGUUCUUUGGUGCAUAUGUUAUAUGGAUUUUAUAUAAUUAGCACAGCUUUGGCCGGUGAUUUUUCUCAGGCCUUGAAUGAAUGGAUUUAUAAACCUUAUUCUAAUGUUAGAGAAGUUACAAUUGAUGAUUCCAAGAUUUUGACCUCUGCUGUUGAUUUGCCUCCCAUUGUGUUGGUUCAUGGAAUCUUUGGAUUUGGUAAAGGAAAAUUGGGUGGGUUAUCAUAUUUUGCUGGGGCAGAGAAGAAGGAUGAGAGAGUUUUGGUGCCAGAUCUUGGUUCAUUAACAAGUAUAUAUGAUAGGGCACGUGAAUUGUUCUAUUAUUUGAAAGGCGGACAAGUUGAUUAUGGGGAGGAGCAUAGCAAAGCUUGUGGACACUCGCAGUUUGGUCGAGUUUAUGGAAAAGGGCACUAUCCUGAGUGGGAUGAAGAUCACCCAAUUCAUUUUGUUGGGCACUCAGCUGGGGCGCAGGUUGUUCGUGUUCUACAGCAGAUGCUUGCCGACAAGGCAUUCAAGGGGCAUGAGAGCACUUCUGAGAACUGGGUAUUAAGCAUAACAUCAUUAUCCGGUGCUUUUAAUGGAACUACAAGAAGUUACCUAGAUGGAAUGCAACCGGAAGAUGGGAGGUCCUUGAAACCUCUAUCUUUGCUACAGGGGUGUCGAGUAGGAGUAAUAAUUUAUGAUUGGAUUGACAUUCCAUGGUUAAAGUCGUACUAUAAUUUUGGGUUUGAUCACUACAACAUUUCAUGGAAGAAAAUUGGUAUCCGAGGUCUUGUUGAUUGCCUCCUAGGGAAUUCUGGUCCCUUUGCUUCUGGAGAUUGGAUUCUUCCCGAUUUGACACUCCAGGGAUCUUUGAGAAUGAAUAUACAUUUAUCUACAUUUCCUGAUACUUACUACUUCAGCUAUGCUACCAAGCGUACUACGAAAGUUAUGGGUGUAACAAUUCCAUCUGGCAUACUUGGAAUUCACCCUUUGCUUUUCAUCAGAGUGCUGCAGAUGAGUCAGUGGCGGCAUCCUCCUGACGUAUCUCCGCCAUUUAAAGGGUACAGGGAUGAAGAUUGGUGGGAAAAUGAUGGAGCACUCAACACUAUAUCGAUGACACACCCACGUUAUCCUGUUGAACACCCAAGUAGCCUUGUUAUAAAUGAUUCUGAGUGCCAGCCCUUACAGCCAGGCAUCUGGUACUACAAGAUAGUUGAAGGUGAUCACAUUCUGUUUAUUGUGAAUCGAGAGAGAGCAGGAGUUCAGUUUGAUGUUAUAUAUGAUAGCAUCUUUGAACGUUGCAGAAAACAUGCAUUUAGAAGAACUCCGACAUUACCAAACCAUGCACAGCAUUAGUACCCCGACAGAAAAGAGAAGGGGAGGAAACUUACCUACAUUUGGUGGAAACAUGUUCAUUUUGUUAGGCCCUUCCAACUCUAAUGUAGAUAUGUUCAUUUUCUUUAGUUGAUUAUUUCUUGGCAGCCCCUGUGAAACUGUUUUAUUUUGGGGCACCAGAUCUUAGGCUGUAGCUUAGUAAACAGAGAUUGUAUCUAAAUUUCAUGGAGUGGGUUUCUUCUGCCUUGUGCUACAAUAUAUUAGAACGUUAGAAUUUGUUCAAAUUUCAUUUGAUUUUAGACCUUCAGUAUUGAAUGUUAGAAUCCUCUUGUUGUAAUUCUUAGGAUGUGCAAGUGAGUUUGUAGCCUGGUUUGCUUGAUGUGAUGAUAUAUAUGGAUUUCGUAUCCUGUACGAGUUAGUGGACA
Daucus carota subsp. sativus is the source of this 2148-nucleotide messenger RNA. RefSeq lists its product as uncharacterized. The record is from RefSeq and is a predicted model, not a curated record. NCBI's taxonomy places the organism in Eukaryota, Viridiplantae, Streptophyta, Magnoliopsida, Apiales, Apiaceae. The transcript has 8 exons. Bases 362 to 1744 code for a protein of 460 amino acids.